UAAUUUCAUUAGAAAACUUCUUUGCAUUAGAUAUCUACAAUUUUCAAAAGCUGGGCUUUCAUAAAGAAUUUUUAUUUUGAAAUAAAGUUAAAUUAAUUAACUGUCACUGGAAUUUUCUGCAAAUGUAUUGUGGUCUCCUCUAAAGUUCCACACUCUCAUAUCUACUUGCUUUCAAGAGUAAGCAUCUGAUGUUUUCUAAUUAACCUAAACUGAAGAAUGAAGGUCUUAUGAAUCAAAAAGAAAGCAUUGGUAGUGAUGGUUAUAUUCAUAUACAAAACUAGGUUGGUGUGUGGCAGCUAGCAUUUGUGGUCGCCUCUCUACUUAUUAACUGUAAUCUAGUCAAAGAUGGAUUUAGUGAUCAUAGUACAGGCGAAGAGGUCAAACAGGCAAAACAAAUGCAAUUUAUCAUAUGGUUCUGAAGUUUAUCAGAUAAACCUAUAAAAUGGGUUAUCAGGACCAUACAUGUGGUGUAAUUCAGAACAUGUGUAUAUUUUAUAUAUAAAAAUGUAGGCGUUGGAACAGAGGAUACUACUGCCUUUUGUGAACUACACUGACAGUACAAGUAAUUUUUCUAUAAUCAUAGAAAGUAAAUACUAGAAAUAUAGUUUAUUUUAUACCAAUAUUCCCAUUCAGAAAUUGCAAAAAUGUCUUUUGCUAUCCAUUUGACACAUUUUUAUUUUUUCACUAGGUUUAAUAUCAAAUAAAAUAUUUAUUGACAUUCUUCUUGAUUUGAUUACUUUGAACCUUGGAACAAACAGCCUUCCUGAUGUAUGGAUGCGCCUCACAGUUUCAGAUUUACAAAAUCUGGCAACUACAUUAAUGGUGAACUCAGAAUUUAUUGAUUGGCGCAGAUUCUUAUUAACAGCAGCUCAACCAUGGCCAGUUCCCUCUGUGAUACAGCUCCUUAAUACCCUGCACAGCUUUAAGGCUGUUGAUGAAGCUGGAUCAGGCUUUGUUACACAGGAAUACUAUAAUCAGGUUGGUUUAUGGUUUAAAGGCAGUGAAGAUUUUAAAAUGCCAGAAAAUCCUACAGAGCCUUUGCCUUUUAAUAGACAGGAGCAUCUUAUAAUGUUUUUCUUUAUUUUAUUUGCUGAUGCCAGAAAAGAUCCCUCUCAACUUGACUACACUAAGAUGCUGCUUUAUUUUGCUUCACAUCCUGAUGCUGUUGAGGGAGUCUACCGAGCGCUUAGUAUUGCUACUGGAACAUACAUCCGUAGAAGAAAAGAGGUUUCUCCUCCACAUGUGUCUCUUUCCCACACUGAUAUGCUGAUAAAGGAGGAGCCUUUGGUGGAAAAAGGAGAAAUCUUGCACUGCACAGACGAAGGAAGAAUUUCUAUGGCAACUCUACAAAGAGUGUUCCAUCAUGAAGGAAGUAAAGCUGGUGACAACCAUAGAUUCAGUAGUCAGCAGAAGGCAGGCAGUAAUAAUAAGCAUUUCAGAAAAAUAUACGAGGAACUGGGCUCUGAGGAUCUGAAACCCAUUCCAGUUACCAUUCUUUUGAAGCAUCCUUUCAUUCAGGACUUGAUUAACAACUACCAGGGGUACAAACUUCCUGAUAUUAAAGUGAUUCUACAAAGAGAUGAACAGACACAAUCAACUGAUGGAGAAAUAUAUAAAGAUGUUAAAAUAUGAAAAAAAAUUAAACAGUAAGGGAGGUUUUUGUAGGAAUUAGGACUUGUGGUCUACUGAUGUGAGUAAGGAUUGCAGGUCAAGUCCUAUAAUAAUUAAGCAUAUUACAUGCUAUCUAUACUCUGCUUUAAAUAAAAGUGCAUUUGAUUAAAGAUGUUUGAUUAUUUCAGUAAAAUAUUCUGAUAAAUAAAAUGAAGCUGAUUUUUAGUUGUUGACUAGUAAUAUGUUCUUUAAUAAUUUUAUAGGAAUAGAACAUCUCCCAGUCCUAUGUGCAAAGUCAUCUUUUGUUAAUAUUGAUGGAAUAUAACACAAACAGUUGUUAAUUGUAUACAGCAUCUCAUAAUUUCUAGUUAAUAAACUAAUAAUGUAAAUGAAAACUGAAUUUUCUCUCAAUUAAAUGAGGACAAAUUACUGAAAAGCCAUAAUGUAUAUGAAAUUGUAAUACUUAUUAAUAUUAGCAGAGAUAUCUAACCCUUGUGUCCUAAUGUUUCAAUUUUUAACAUACCGUUUCUAGAUAAAUUCUAAUUACAACCUUUUAGAAUAUUUCCAAGCUAAUUUUCAAGUGCAAGAACACAGUGUGAGCAAUAGUAAAAUUUCUCUGUGAACUUUCAAAUAAUUGUCAUGCUAUAUGGAAUCAUUGAAUCAAAGUUCUUGAAGGGAAUCAUUUAUUAAAUAAUAAUAUAUAUUACAGGUAUGAAAGGACAAUCUUCUAGGCAACUCAGGUUCCGGCUUUGUUUACCUGGGAUGGUGCUCUAUCUGGCAUUCUAUACAGCAGAGAGCAGGGGUCGGCAACGUUUGGCACGCGGCUUGCCGGGGUAAGCACCUUGGCGGGCCGGGCCAGUUUUAUUUACCUGCUGACGC
Molecule: messenger RNA, 2490 nt
Organism: Chrysemys picta bellii (western painted turtle)
Lineage: Eukaryota; Metazoa; Chordata; Testudines; Emydidae
Source: RefSeq, a predicted model, not a curated record